Messenger RNA from Onychostoma macrolepis, 1982 nucleotides. RefSeq lists its product as uncharacterized. The record is from RefSeq and is a predicted model, not a curated record. NCBI's taxonomy places the organism in Eukaryota, Metazoa, Chordata, Actinopteri, Cypriniformes, Cyprinidae. Gene Ontology annotation, molecular function: serine-type endopeptidase activity. Gene Ontology annotation, biological process: proteolysis. The coding region runs from base 189 to 1802 and encodes 537 amino acids. The transcript has 10 exons.
CCAUUUAAUAUGACAGAAUCUUUGUUUGAAUAUUUUUCAUUUUUCAUCAUCUCUGUUGCAUAAGGGUUGUUGAUUUCAUUGUGUAGGUGUGACCAAAGCAACUCAGCUUCAAUAGGAAAAUCAGGAGAGGUGUAGACGUAAGGAUCUAGGGGAUAUAUAAGUUCAGAGUCAGCAGAGAAAUCAGAAAGAUGAAGAUGUUCUCGACACUGAGUUUGGUCUUUGUGAUCACUCUCCUAACCAAAGAGUGUGACUGCCAAUCUUUUGCGUGUGGCAGCGCGCCUCUCAACACCAAAAUUGUGGGGGGAACGAAUGCGUCUGCUGGCGCUUGGCCAUGGCAGGUCAGCCUUCACAAGUAUGGGAGACAUUUCUGUGGCGGAUCACUCAUCAACAAUGAAUGGGUUCUGUCAGCGGCUCACUGCUUUCCAAGCCACCCUGAUCCUACAAUCUAUACCGUGUACCUGGGUCGACAGAGUCAAGAACUACCCAAUCCAAACGAGGCCUCCAGAAACGUCUCGCAAGUCAUACUUCACCCAGAAUACAACAACCUCCCUCAUAACAAUGACAUGGCUCUGCUGCGUCUCUCCUCACCUGUGACCUUCACUGAUUACAUCCGACCAGUCUGUCUGGCAGCAGAGGGAAGCACGUUCAACAGUGACACGAUGUGGGUCACAGGUUGGGGAGACAUUUAUUCUUUCGUACCCCUUCCUUCACCUCAGAUCCUACAGGAGGUGGAUGUGCCCAUGGUUGGAAAUAGUAAGUGUAACUGCCUCUAUGGAGGAUCGAUCACAGACAACAUGAUGUGCGCUGGACCGUUGGAAGGUGGAAAAGAUUCCUGUCAGGGUGACUCUGGAGGUCCAAUAGUCAUCAAACAGGGCUCUAGUUGGAUCCAAGCUGGCGUUGUGAGUUUCGGUCAAGGUUGUGCUCUGCCUAAUCUCCCUGGUGUGUACGCCAGAGUGUCAAAAUACCAGGACUGGAUCUCUCAGCAUGUUGGCACGAAUAAUGCGAGCUUCAUCCCUUUUAUCUCCCCUACUCCUGUGCAGGAUGAGAAUGUGGCCUGUCCUACGCCAACGUCAGUGUGUGGAGGCUCUGCAGGGUUAUGGCCAUGGAUGGCUAGUGUAACUUAUCACAAUAAUCCAAUGUGUGUAGGAACUUUGGUUUCUGACCUAUUUGUUAUGACCUCUGCUAGCUGCUUUGCCAGAUUCAUGGGGACGAAUGGAUGGGAAGUCGUCCUCAAUGUUGUCCAAUGGGACUGCUCCAGCAGCCCAAUGGCAGCUGAAGUGGAAAAUGUCUUUUUCGACGAUAUUUUAGGAAAUGGUGUAGCACUCCUGCAAUUGUCUCAUCCGUUUUCUCUAGUUGGCAAUUUACCAGUUGACAUGUAUAGUCCAAGCUUUGGCCCUGGUACUCAAUGUUCAGUAAUUGGUUGGAACUCAAAUGCUUUUACAUAUCUACCUUUUGAGGAAUUGCAUACCACCAUUGUAAACUGUGAUCCUUCAGACACCACACACAUCAACAUCUGCACAGAGCCUUUGAACGUUCAGCAGGAUGAUGACGGCAGUCCUCUGCUGUGCAGAAUGAACGACAUGUGGGUUCAGGCUGGAAUUUUGUCCAUUGCCCCUGGCAGUGAGAUCAACCCAUUCGCCAACAGCACAGUCUUCAUCCAGACCACUCCCUUCACCUACUUCCUGACUAAUACUAUCUACAACAUCCCAUCUAUUCUGGACGGGGCAGAGUCAUUCUCGCCCUUCUCUCUCACCUACAUCCUUCUGCUCUCUCUCCCAGCAGUCCUCCAGGCCUUUUACUGACGCGGCCAUCUGUCACUUCAUCACUGAAUAAACUAACAUAUGCAGUACAUUAUAUGGGGAUUAUAGGGAAUUUGCUCUUACAUUUGAAAAAAAGCUUUUUAAAUCUUUAGUCUGAAUAAAUCAAGUAAUUAGGAUGAAAUCUUUGCACUUUUUGUAUCCCAAAUAAAACAAACUACAACA